Messenger RNA from Chlorella variabilis, 1176 nucleotides. RefSeq lists its product as hypothetical. The transcript has 11 exons. The record is from RefSeq and is a predicted model, not a curated record. The coding region runs from base 1 to 1176 and encodes 391 amino acids. Lineage: Eukaryota; Viridiplantae; Chlorophyta; Trebouxiophyceae; Chlorellales; Chlorellaceae. Gene Ontology annotation, biological process: transmembrane transport. Gene Ontology annotation, molecular function: phosphate transmembrane transporter activity. Gene Ontology annotation, cellular component: plastid.
AUGGACCGCAUCUGCCUCAGUGUGGCCAUGCUGCCCAUUGCAAAGGAGCUGGGGUGGAGUGCGGGCACCCAGGGCGUCAUCCAGUCGGCCUUCCUCUGGGGCUACCUGGCCACGCAGCUGCUGGGCGGCACACUGGCCGACCGAUACGGAGGCAAGCUAGUGAUGGGGGCGGGCAUCGCCUGGUUCUCUCUCGCCUCAGCGCUGCUGCCGGCCGUCGCCAUCACGCCCUGGACGGCGGCGGCGGGGCUGACGCUGCCGGCGGUGCUGGCCGCUCGCUUCCUGGUGGGCUUUGGCGAGGGCGUGGCCCUGCCAUCCAUGAACAACCUCAUCGCCCGCCACAUCGACCCAUCCAAGAAGGCGACAGCGCUGGGGGCCGUGUUCACAGGCUUCCACACAGGCAACCUGGUGGGCCUCCUGCUGUCGCCGCUCAUCCUGCAGCGCUUUGGCUGGCGGGCGCUGUUCUACCUCUUUGGGGUGGCCGGGGCGCCGCUGCUGCUGCUCUGGAUGCUGGUUGUGCCCGGCAGGGCGCCGGCAGGCGGCGGAGGAGGAGCCGGCGGCGCCGGCGGCAUUGGGCUGGGCCAACUGAUGAGCAAGCCCGCCACCUGGGCCAUCAUCGUCGCCAACUUUGUCAACCACUGGGGCUACUUCAUUUACCUCAACUGGAUGCCCACUUACUUCUACAGAGUGCUGGGCAUGGACCUGCGGGCCAGCAGCCUGAUGAGCUUUGUGCCCUGGGUGGUCAUGGCUGUGGGCAGCAGCGCGGCGGGCCUGCUGGCAGACGGACUGGUGCGGCGCGGCGUGCCGGUGCUGCGCGUGCGCAAGGGCAUCCAGACAGCGGCCUUCCUAGGCCCGGUGGUGGCGCUCAUGGCGCUGGCAAACCCCGCCAUCUCGCCGCCCCUGGCCCUGCUCUGCAUGACGGCAGCGCUGGGCAUCACUUCCCUGGGCCAGGCGGGCUUUGUGGCCAAUAUGAGCGACAUCGCGCCCCGCCACGCGGGCGUGCUGUUUGGCCUCUGCAACACCUUUGGCAGCCUGGCGGGUAUCCUGGGGGUGUCGGUCUGCGGCUUUGUGCUGGAGAGGACCGGCAGCUUCUCGCUCAUCUUCCAGGCCACCGCGGCGCUGUAUGUCCUUGGCACCAUUGUGUGGAAUGUCGCGUGCCGCGCCGACCGCCAGUUUUGA